This is a messenger RNA of Cannabis sativa, 312 nucleotides long. RefSeq lists its product as uncharacterized. The transcript has a single exon. Bases 1 to 312 code for a protein of 103 amino acids. Lineage: Eukaryota; Viridiplantae; Streptophyta; Magnoliopsida; Rosales; Cannabaceae. The record is from RefSeq and is a predicted model, not a curated record.
AUGAAGAAAAUCUUAUCAAAGAAAAAGAGAUUGGAAGAUUAUGAGAUUGUAGCACUUAUUGAGGAGUGCAGUGCUAUCUUGCAAAAGAAACUACCCCCAAAGCUCAAAGAUCUAGGUAGUUUUAAGAUUUCAUGCUCUAUAGGAGGUUCGGUUGAAACAAAGACUUUAGGUGAUUUGGGGGCUAGUGUGAAUUUAAUGCCUCUAUCAGUCUUUCAAAAGCUGAAAUUGGGAGAAGCUCAUCCAACAAAUGUCUCCUUACAAAUGGCGGAUCACUCUAUUAUGCAUCGUAGGGGAAUGAUUGAGGAUGUCUAG